AUGGAUUUACUCACAGAAGAAGACAUUCAAAAAUCAUUCGAUAAAUUAAAUGAACAAAAAGAAUUGAUUAACAAGCAGUUAGACAGUUACGUUUCUAGACAAUUCGUUUUAGAAUCUAAAUUAAAAAGCAUAACGAAAAUUAUUCCUAAAUUGCAAGAAUUAAAUAGUGAAGCAGAAGAAUUGUCAAAAAAUGUCACACACACGGCAUCGAUUGCUGAAAACGUUAGUGAAAAAGUUAGAAGAUUAGAUAAAACUAGAUCGCUUGUAUCUGAAUGUCAGCAAAGAGUUCAUGAUUUAUUAGAUCUUCAGUUAUGUAGCGAAGGAGUUAAAGCAGCUCUGAAAAAUGAAGAUUAUGAAAAAGCAGCUGCACACGUUCACAGAGUUCUUUCAAUUGAUCAAAAUGUAUUAAAAAGAACGGCAGACAAUAUUUCUCAGGAUCAUACAACUGUAGAUAAUUCUUUUACAUUAUUAGAAGAAGUUGCAGAGCAUUUACGAGUUGUUGUCGCUAAAAAAUUUAACGAAGCCAUAAUAGAUGAAGAUUUGGCUUCGAUUGAAAGAUUUUUUAAAAUUUAUCCCCUUUUAAACAUGCACGAUGAAGGAUUGAAAGAAUAUUCAUUAUACCUAUCAUCCAAAUUGAGACAGACAGCUGAAAAAAACCUUAAAGUCGCUCUUGACACUGCAAAAACAGAUUUAAAGCCUAAUAUCAUUUUUGCCGAUACCAUAACUCUGCUAUUGGAAGGUACGGCUAGAGUUAUUGAAACUCAUCAACCUUUGGUAGACACAUACUACGGCCAGGAUAAGAUGAUAACCUUUUUUAAAUAUGUCCAGCAAGAAUGUGACAAUCAAGCGAGUAAAAUAGUUAACGAAUUGAUCAAUCACAGAAAUUUAAAAAAUAAAAUAAAACAAGUUAACGAAUAUAAUACUCACGUGAAAUCUUUGGAAAAAAUCGAUCCCAAAUCCCUUGACAUACUUCUUGGAGAAUUAACUUUGAUGCACUAUAAAGUAGAUUUGUAUUUUAAAUUUGUUAAAAGAAAAUUAAGCAAAAAUUCAAAAGAUCCCGAAUUACUUAAUAAAAUCGAAACGUUGAUGAAAUGUUGCAAUUUAAAUUGUAAAAUGCAAGAAGUUUUAGAUUAUUACGUUCAAUUGGAAAGAUAUUUUACCGAGGAAAGCGUUUUUAAAGCUGUCGCCAUGGAUGCUCUGUUGGAAGACAGUAACGUAUCCAGCAUGGUGGACGACGUGUUUUUCAUACUUCGUAAAUCCAUAAGACGAGCAGCGACAAGCGGAAGCAUAGAAGUUGUUUGUUCGGUUAUAAACAACGUGAGAACUUUAUUGGAAACAAAAUAUUGUCCCGUAUUAAAAAAACAAUUGGAACAAGGAUAUUCUACGGGGUAUUUAGACGUUGCUCAAGCCUACACGUCCGUACGUUUACAAAUCGAUCCGGAAAUCAAAGCGAAAUCAUUUUUGGCAUAUUUAAACAACGCGGACGUGACACUCGAAUACCUUCAAACUUUAAAAUCGAACGUAACGGAAGAAAUAAUACGUUCGUUUCCGCAAUUGACCGAAAAGGAUAAAGAAAAAGUCGCCAUUUGUUUAUCCGAACUUUUUUCCGGUGCCACGAGCAUAACAUCAUCGAUAAUCGAUUACGGUAUGAAACAUUUAAAAGAAAGCGCGAUAAAACCGAGGAUAAGUUCGUGGUUUGCUUCGUUCACGGAAAACAAUCACGAACUCACCGAAGAUGAAUUUACGAGUUACGAAGCAAACGAACCCUUCGUGAGAAAACUAAUAUCGAAAAUCGACGAAUUUUUAAAUUCUUUUAAAGACACUUUGACGUCGAACAAUUACGACACUUUCGUCAAUCUCGUAACGGUCGAAAUAACGCGACAUUUUGAAAAAGUCGUUUUCAAAUCUCGUUUCAACAGACUCGGCGGUCUAGUGUUCGACAAAGAAGUUCGCGCACUCGUAGGUUUUUUAACAAAUGCGACAUCCUGGUCGAUAAGGGAUAAAUUUUCAAGGUUGUCGCAAAUUUCAACACUUUUAAACAUUGAAAGAUUAUCCGAAGUGUCGGAAUGGUACAACGCGGCCGGAAGUGAUAAACUUCAAUUGUCCGACAGACAAACAAAACGUCACGUAAAACGUUCAAAAAGAAAAAAUGGACAACCGUAUUUAUAUGAUAUUUAUCCCUGA
Pediculus humanus corporis (human body louse) is the source of this 2184-nucleotide messenger RNA. RefSeq lists its product as uncharacterized. Bases 1 to 2184 code for a protein of 727 amino acids. Lineage: Eukaryota; Metazoa; Arthropoda; Insecta; Psocodea; Pediculidae. The transcript has 2 exons. The record is from RefSeq and is a predicted model, not a curated record.